CAGUUCAUUGCCAUGUUUUAAUUCUGAAACUCAAAGCUGGUUUCUCUGUUUUGGUCACAUGGUUUCCAUCAGAAACAUAACUAUUGCUCCACCAGGAUAAUAAAUACCCUCUUGUCUUUGUGAUCCCACGUCAUCUUUUCAAAUUCAAAAAUCUUCAUUUUCAAUCCGGAAGAUUCAUUUUUAGGAGAUAAAUGGAAAACGGGUUUUAUUCAGAUUGGAAAGAUACUUCUUCUUCUUCAUUGUUUGGAUCAGAGAACAUGGAGGAGGAGUUGGAAGAUGGAGUUCUCAGAGCUGAAGAGCUUUUCUCAUCCAUUCCUCAGCCUCAGACACCAAAAGAGCCUAUGGAGUUUCUUUCAAGAUCCUGGAGUCUCUCUACUUCUGAAAUCUCCAAAGCACUUGCACUCAAACAUAGACAACAGCAGGAACAGUUUUGUGUUGGCCAGAACAGUCCUCCUGUUUUGUUCCCUGUUGCUGCUGCAGAUCCAUUCGUGGCUGGGAAGAUUAUGAACUCGGUUGGCACACGCAGAGCAGGGACAUUAUCCAGAUGGUUUCACCACCCCAAGGAACACAGCAGCAGCAGCACAAUCACCAAUCCCAAGAAAAAAGACAAGGUGCGCGUUGAGAACGCUCAUGUGCAUUCUGCAGUGUCGAUAGCGGCUCUGGCUGCAGGUUUAGCCUCUGUCACAUCUGCAAGCAAUUGCAAAGGGUCAGGCUCUAAGAUGGCAUUGGCUUUAGCCUCAGCCACUGAACUGUUAGCCUCACACUGUUUUGAGAUGGCUGAGCAAGCCGGUGCUGACCGUGCACGUGUUACUUCCACAGUAAGAUCUUCUGUGGAUAUACACAGCCCUGGUGAUCUCAUGACUCUAACAGCCGCUGCUGCAACUGCUUUGAGAGGAGAAGCGGCUCUGAAGGCAAGGCAGCCAAAGGAAGCAAGGAAAAAUGCAGCUAUUACCCCUUUUGAAAGAAGCUUCUCUGACUCUCAUUGGCCUGCAAAUUUUCAAUGUAGAUUGGAAGAACCAAAUAUUCCAUUUGAAGGCGAACUGAUGCAAUGUGCGCGAAAUGGAGUGCAGCGAACUAAGCGUGUCUGCGUCUAUAUCAACAAGAAGUCUCAGGUAAUGAUCAAACUCAAAAGCAAACAUGUUGGAGGGGCAUUCUCCAAGAAGAUCAAAUGCGUUGUCUAUGGAGUCUGCGAUGAGAAAUCAGCUUGGCCUUACAGGAAAGAGAGGGAAAAUUCAGAAGAAGUCUACUUCGGUCUGAAAACCGGACAAGGUCUUUUGGAGUUCAAGUGCAAGAGCAAGAUUCACAAGCAGAGAUGGGUUGAUGGGGUUCAGUCUCUACUUCGCCAAGUAAAUUGCUUUGAGGCUGCCAAAUGCUCGCUGGGAUCUCUGAGUCUCACCGGUCACACGUGAUGAAGGAUCCUGUGUAUAUAUGAU
Molecule: messenger RNA, 1433 nt
Organism: Capsella rubella
Lineage: Eukaryota; Viridiplantae; Streptophyta; Magnoliopsida; Brassicales; Brassicaceae
Product: VAN3-binding protein
Exons: 6
Coding region: 192-1409 (405 amino acids)
Biological process (GO): phloem or xylem histogenesis; leaf vascular tissue pattern formation; auxin-activated signaling pathway
Source: RefSeq, a predicted model, not a curated record